Molecule: messenger RNA, 429 nt
Organism: Prunus armeniaca (apricot)
Lineage: Eukaryota; Viridiplantae; Streptophyta; Magnoliopsida; Rosales; Rosaceae
Source: the annotation of a GenBank genome assembly
AUGGCUUCCAAGAGGUCGUGCGACUCCAAUGACCCCACUGUGGCUACACCACUGCGGGUAGCAUCCCCACUGAAAUUGAGAAGAUGUCAUGCCCUGUGGAGAGAGAGAGAGAGAGACAGAGAAGGGCGGAGAGAUUUCAGAGAAGGAGGGAAAGGGGCUUGGGCUGGCUGCAUGGAGAAGAGAGAGACAGGUGGCGCUGGGUGGGGCGAUGGGAGGCUCGCCGACAUGUUGAAAAUGGACUUUGGCUGUGUUUCUAAAUGGACCACAGCAAGAACACGGCAACAUGAACUGUGUUGGAUGUUUAACAAAUUAACAAGCCUAGCAAGAGAGAAAAACCCCACAAAAACAACAGUAAACCAUAAACCCUCAGCAAAGGUGGACAAGGAAGACAGUCGGAGACAAGAACACCAGUCAGAGGGGCGAGACUGA